AUGAGUUUUGCUGACUCGACCCAAGACUGUCAACUGGCAUCGUUUCUGUUCUUGACCGGGGAAUGCAUUGCGACGCCCGUAAAUGAUCCGCAAAUGGCCCAAGAGCACAUCAUCGAGGCAGGCGUCCCGGGAUUGGCUGAUAUCUACCCAGAGACAUACUUGGAUCAUGAAGUCGCUUAUGACAAACUCUACGAGGGUCGAAUGCGUGUGAUCAUCGAUCGAUAUUUAACCGUGCUCACGUCGGCUCGUUUGCACAUUAUGAGAUGUGCUUUGCAUGGACUCUUGUACCCACCGAAACGAGAGAAAAGAUGCAUGGAGGAUGAGCAAAUGCCAAAAGUUGCUCGUCCAAUGUCAUGCCCGAUGCCGUUGUGCCGAAAACCGUAUCCGAAGUGCGCGAUCUGCUUGCGGGGCUAUGGUACACCGGUUGUCGGCUAUGAUCACCAUAUGGGACAUGCGGCUGCUCAUGCGUUUGCUUUUGCUUGG
Molecule: messenger RNA, 483 nt
Organism: Mesorhabditis belari
Lineage: Eukaryota; Metazoa; Nematoda; Chromadorea; Rhabditida; Rhabditidae
Source: the annotation of a GenBank genome assembly